CCUCACUCGACUCCGAUGCUGUGAACUGUAAGCUCAUCCUUCAGGGACUCAGACGAUUAACAUCCCUUCCCCUGCCGGGCAGCGGGUCUGUCCCAGAUCUCGGCCGAUCGGCCCUUCCACGGCGUGCCUUUUCUGAAGAAGCUUUAGAACCACGUUUACCGUAAAGAAAGGUUGGAGAAGGCAGGCGGGUGAGUGAUUGUCACAGCUGUGUUCACACUUCUUCCCUGACCUUUAGUGUUUCAGGUGCAGCAAGCUGUAGGCGUUGUUAUGGUACUUGGUUAUGUAUUUUUUUCUUGUCUUUGCAAAGGAAUCGCAUUUUUUGUUUAUUGCAAUGUAUUUGAUUGCAAUUUUGUGUAAACUCGUUAAUUCUCUUUAUGAGAUUUAUUACAUGGUAAAUUAUAUUGCUUUACACACACACACACACAAUACUCAUGGAAAAAGGAAAAGGAAGUUUCAGCAUUUCGUCCCUGCCCCUGUUUUGCGGGCUGCUGGUCACCACCUCACUGGCUCCUGCUCCGGGGACGAUGGCAUCGGUGCCUUCCAUUGGAUGCCUUCUGGCCAAAACCCAGCAUUAUCGAAAAGCCAGUGUUUCUUCAGGCACCUCUUUAACUGGCUCUGAUUCUGUUCACUUCGUAGAUGAUGACAAAUCCCAGCAAGGGUUACCUGAAGUGGCAGAAUCCACCUGGUGGUUUAAAUCCUUUUUCCAGUCUGAACCUGUGCUUUCAAAUGUAAAAAGAGAAGACCAGGCUGCUUGUGGCGGGAAUGGAUCGGGAAUCAGAGGCAAGGUUCUAAAUUUGUUUUUCCAACCUACAGGAACAAAUAACAAUUAUCUACUCCAAUAAAAGGAAUCACAGCUCCUCAGGGAAAUGGGUGAUCCCAGGACAGGUAAGAAACAGUAAGAGACAAUCCUGGACCAUUUCAUGAUGCCAAAAAGAUAGAAAUGCCCCUGAGAUGAUGGGAAUGUGUCAAAAUGACACAGGAACGAACCGGGUAAAUCUGGGACUAUUUCAGCAGUAAAGUAAUGAUAAUAAUAGACAAUUGCCUGUAGAAUAAAAUAAAGUCCAUUAAUCUAUUUAGAUAUAAAAAAUACUUGAAUGAACAAAUACAUGAGAGAGAAGGAAAAGCUCUUUCUUGCAGUGGAAUUCCAAUUUAUAAACGUAGAAGGAAUGAUGGAGAAUCCUUAUAUGACAAACACACCAGCAACAGUUGUUCCAGGCAAGAAUUACCCCAGGACUCUAAAAUAAAUGGGCACAAGUGUGAGAAACAAGAUAUCACAGGCUCUCAGAGUAUCUCCCCAUAAAGUACCUAAGAAUCACAAAGGGGAAAAAUAGUAACUUUCUAACGGAAAAACCUGUCAGACAAGCCUGAACAAAAACAAACAGAAAACAGUGAGCUAGUUGCUGGCUGUCCUAGACAAUCCUGCUAGGUCCCACUGCUGGUCUGGACUGGCCUCUGUCUGGGCACCAAUUACCAGCCAGAAGCUGGCAUUUGUGGGUUUGUACACAACACAUUUUGAACUCUGUAUCAUACUGAAUAGCACAGUUGUUAUUCUAAUGGUUUUUAAAAAGUGACUGUGUUGUUUUUUACACCCUUUACUAAUGACUAGCUACUAAUUGGGAUAAAAAGAGUAAAUAACAAUGCAGUCCAUAGAUUCUAAUGUUAAAACAUCAGUGUUUUGAUACAUUUUCCACAGAAUCAAAUAAAGACGAUACUUUGUAAAAUCAAAGUAAGGCCAGUUGUUGAAAAGAUGUAUUCUUUACUCUAUCAAGUAUAGUGAUUUGAAUUAUUUAGCCAGUUACAAGCCAGAAGACCACCCGUGGAGGCCCUGCCCCUGGGAACCGCACCCUUCAGCACCCAAGCUACUCCCAAUGAC
Balaenoptera musculus (blue whale) is the source of this 1873-nucleotide messenger RNA. RefSeq names its product pancreatic progenitor cell differentiation and proliferation factor like (gene PPDPFL). Gene Ontology annotation, biological process: cell differentiation; multicellular organism development. NCBI's taxonomy places the organism in Eukaryota, Metazoa, Chordata, Mammalia, Artiodactyla, Balaenopteridae. The record is from RefSeq and is a predicted model, not a curated record.